GGGCCCGUCCUCCAGGCGCGCGGCGCGGGGCGCGGGCGCCGGGGCCUGAGGCGGCGGGCGACGCCCGGGGGCCUGACGGCCGCCCCGCGCCAUGGUGUGAGCGCCGCCGCCCCGCGCACGCUCCGUCCGCCCUCCGCGCGCGGCCCGGGCCGGCCGAGAACCGCGACCAGCCCGCCGCCGCCGCCGCCGCCCCUGGCCUCGCAAGGCGGAGUCCCCGCCGCCCGCUCCCGUGCGAGGAGGCGCCGUCGGCGGCCUGGCCUGUGACGGAAUAAAUAGAGAAACAGAUAUAUUAUUGGUACUAUUUUGUUUGGUGGCAAAAAGGAAAAAAUGGCGAACGACUCCCCUGCAAAAAGUCUGGUGGACAUCGACCUCUCCUCCCUGCGGGAUCCUGCUGGGAUUUUUGAGCUGGUGGAAGUGGUUGGAAAUGGCACCUAUGGACAAGUCUAUAAGGGUCGACAUGUUAAAACAGGUCAGCUGGCGGCCAUCAAAGUUAUGGAUGUCACUGAGGAUGAAGAGGAAGAAAUCAAACUGGAGAUAAAUAUGUUGAAGAAAUACUCUCAUCAUAGAAAUAUUGCAACAUAUUACGGUGCUUUCAUUAAAAAGAGCCCUCCAGGACAUGAUGACCAACUCUGGCUUGUUAUGGAGUUCUGUGGGGCUGGGUCCAUUACAGACCUUGUGAAGAACACCAAAGGGAACACACUCAAGGAAGAUUGGAUAGCUUACAUCUCCAGAGAAAUCCUGAGGGGCCUGGCACAUCUUCACAUCCAUCAUGUAAUUCACCGGGACAUCAAGGGCCAGAAUGUAUUGCUGACUGAGAAUGCAGAGGUGAAACUUGUCGAUUUCGGUGUGAGUGCUCAGCUCGACCGGACGGUUGGGAGGAGAAAUACCUUCAUAGGUACGCCCUACUGGAUGGCUCCUGAGGUCAUCGCCUGCGACGAGAACCCAGAUGCCACCUACGAUUACAGAAGUGACCUUUGGUCUUGUGGCAUUACAGCCAUUGAGAUGGCAGAAGGUGCUCCCCCUCUCUGUGACAUGCAUCCAAUGAGAGCACUGUUUCUCAUUCCCAGAAACCCUCCUCCCAGGCUGAAGUCAAAAAAAUGGUCAAAGAAAUUUUUUAGUUUUAUAGAAGGGUGCCUGGUGAAGAAUUACAUGCAGCGACCCUCCACAGAGCAGCUUUUGAAACAUCCUUUUAUAAGGGAUCAGCCAAAUGAAAGGCAAGUUAGAAUCCAGCUUAAGGACCAUAUAGACCGGACCAGAAAGAAGAGAGGAGAGAAAGAUGAAACCGAAUAUGAGUACAGUGGGAGUGAGGAAGAAGAGGAGGAAGUGCCUGAACAGGAAGGAGAGCCAAGCUCCAUCGUCAACGUGCCUGGUGAGUCGACGCUUCGGCGGGAUUUCUUGAGACUGCAGCAGGAGAACAAGGAACGUUCUGAGGCUCUUCGGAGACAGCAGUUACUGCAGGAGCAACAGCUCCGGGAGCAAGAAGAAUAUAAAAGACAGCUGCUGGCAGAGAGGCAGAAACGGAUUGAGCAACAGAAAGAACAGAGGCGGCGGCUAGAAGAGCAACAAAGGAGAGAGCGGGAAGCUAGAAGGCAGCAGGAACGUGAGCAGCGAAGGAGGGAACAAGAAGAGAAGAGGCGUCUGGAGGAACUGGAAAGAAGACGUAAAGAAGAAGAAGAGAGGAGGCGGGCAGAAGAAGAAAAGAGGAGAGUUGAAAGAGAACAGGAGUAUAUCAGGCGACAGCUAGAAGAGGAGCAGCGGCACUUGGAAAUCCUUCAGCAGCAGCUGCUCCAGGAGCAGGCCAUGUUACUGCAUGACCACAGGAGGCCGCACCCGCAGCAGCCCCAGCUACCGCAGCAGGAAAGGAGCAAGCCAAGCUUUCACGCUCCAGAGCCUAAACCCCACUACGAGCCCGCUGACAGAGCUCGAGAGGUGGAAGAUAGAUUUAGGAAAACUAACCACAGCUCCCCUGAAGCCCAGUCUAAGCAGACAGGCAGAGUAUUGGAACCACCAGUGCCUUCCAGAUCAGAGUCUUUUUCCAAUGGCAACUCCGAGUCUGUGCAUCCUGCCCUGCAGAGACCAGCUGAGCCACAGGUUCCUGUGAGGACAACGUCUCGUUCCCCUGUUCUGUCCCGUCGGGAUUCCCCACUGCAAGGCAGUGGACAGCAAAAUAGCCAAGCAGGUCAAAGAAACUCCACCAGCAGUAUUGAGCCCAGGCUGCUGUGGGAGAGAGUGGAGAAGCUGGUGCCCAGGCCUGGCAGUGGCAGCUCCUCGGGGUCCAGCAACUCAGGAUCCCAGCCUGGGUCCCACCCUGGGUCUCAGAGUGGCUCUGGGGAGCGCUUCAGAGUGAGAUCAUCAUCCAAAUCUGAAGGCUCUCCGUCUCAGCGCCUAGAAAAUGCAGUGAAAAAACCUGAAGAAAAGAAAGAAGUUUUCAGACCUCUCAAGCCUGCUGAUUUGACUGCACUGGCCAAAGAGCUUCGAGCAGUGGAAGAUGUGCGACCACCACACAAAGUGACAGACUACUCCUCAUCCAGUGAGGAGUCAGGGACGACAGAUGAGGAAGACGAUGAUGUAGAACAAGAAGGGGCUGAGGAAGCCACCUCCGGACCAGAGGACACCAGAGCAGCGUCAUCUCUGAAUUUGAGCAAUGGCGAAACAGAGUCGGUGAAAACCAUGAUUGUCCAUGACGAUGUAGAAAGUGAGCCAGCCAUGACCCCAUCCAAGGAGGGCACUCUCAUCGUCCGCCAGAGUACAGUUGACCAAAAGCGCGCCAGCCAUCAUGAGAGCAAUGGCUUUGCCGGUCGCAUUCACCUCUUGCCAGAUCUCUUACAGCAAAGCCAUUCCUCCUCCACUUCCUCCACCUCCUCCUCCCCAUCCUCCAGCCAGCCGACACCCACCAUGUCCCCACAGACACCCCAGGACAAGCUCACUACUAAUGAGACUCAGUCCGCUAGUAGCACACUCCAGAAACACAAAUCUUCCUCCUCCUUUACACCUUUUAUAGACCCCAGAUUACUACAGAUUUCUCCAUCUAGUGGGACAACAGUGACUUCUGUGGUUGGAUUUUCCUGUGAUGGAAUGAGACCAGAAGCCAUAAGGCAAGAUCCUACCCGGAAGGGCUCAGUGGUCAAUGUGAAUCCCACCAACACUAGGCCACAGAGUGACACCCCGGAGAUUCGUAAAUAUAAGAAGAGAUUCAACUCCGAGAUUCUGUGUGCUGCCUUAUGGGGAGUGAAUUUGUUAGUGGGUACAGAGAGUGGCCUGAUGCUGCUGGACAGAAGUGGCCAAGGGAAGGUAUAUCCUCUGAUCAACCGAAGAAGAUUUCAGCAGAUGGAUGUCCUUGAAGGCUUGAACGUCUUGGUGACAAUAUCUGGCAAAAAGGAUAAGUUACGUGUCUACUAUUUGUCCUGGUUAAGAAAUAAAAUACUUCACAAUGAUCCAGAAGUUGAGAAGAAGCAGGGAUGGACAACUGUGGGAGAUUUGGAAGGAUGUGUACACUAUAAAGUUGUAAAAUAUGAAAGAAUCAAAUUUCUGGUAAUUGCUUUGAAGAGUUCUGUGGAGGUCUAUGCGUGGGCACCCAAGCCAUAUCACAAAUUUAUGGCCUUUAAGUCAUUUGGAGAACUGGUACAUAAGCCAUUGCUGGUGGAUCUCACUGUGGAGGAAGGCCAGAGGUUGAAAGUGAUCUAUGGAUCCUGUGCUGGAUUCCAUGCUGUAGAUGUGGAUUCGGGAUCUGUCUAUGACAUUUAUCUACCAACACACAUCCAGUGUAGCAUCAAACCCCAUGCAAUCAUCAUCCUCCCCAACACAGAUGGCAUGGAGCUUCUGGUGUGCUAUGAAGAUGAAGGGGUUUAUGUGAAUACCUAUGGAAGAAUCACCAAGGAUGUGGUUCUGCAGUGGGGAGAGAUGCCGACAUCUGUAGCAUAUAUUCGAUCCAAUCAGACGAUGGGCUGGGGAGAAAAGGCCAUAGAGAUCCGAUCCGUGGAAACUGGUCACUUGGAUGGUGUGUUUAUGCACAAAAGGGCUCAAAGACUAAAAUUCUUAUGUGAACGCAAUGACAAGGUCUUCUUUGCCUCUGUUCGGUCUGGUGGCAGCAGUCAGGUUUACUUCAUGACGUUAGGCAGGACUUCUCUUCUGAGCUGGUAGAAGCAGUGAGAUGAGGCUUGCUGGUCCCCAGAGUCUUCAGGAUCCUGAGAACUUGGAAUUCCUUGCAACUGGAGCUCAGAGCUGCACCGGUGUGGUCCAGGACAGCUGUGUGUGCGGACACCAUGUGUGGGGGUUUUUUGUUUUGUUUUGUUUCGUUUUGUUUCCUUUCUUGCACCUCUUACCAGUUUAUCCCCCUUCUCUUCUUUUCCCUACUCAAAAAUAAAUCAAGGCUGCAAUGCAGCUGGUGCUGUUCACAUUCUACCAUCAGGUGCUAUAAGUGUUUGGGAUUGAGCAUCAGACCAGAAAGCAAAUGCCUUUCCUUCAGCUCCAGAAUUCCUUGUCUCUGAGUGACUCUGUCUUGUGGGUAUGGAAGGUGGAGACUAUGAACAUGCCAUUGGUUUUGUUGGAAGUGGGCACAAGGAGGUGUAAGAUGGUGGUCUAACGAGCAGUUUGCUGAAGCAGAGAGCAGAUUUAAUAUAGUAACAUUAACAGUGUAUUUAAUUGACAUUUCUUUUUUGUAAUGUGACAAUAUGUGGUCAAAGAAGAAGGUGCAGGUUUAAGAAGUUAAUAUUUAUAAAAUGUGAAAGACACAGUUACUAGGAUAACCUUUGUGGGUGGGGCUUGGGAGGCAGGGUGGGGUGGGUUAAGGGGGUCCCAUUUUGUUUAUUUGGAUUUUUUUUUUUUUGGCUUGGCCAAAAACUCAGUCAUUUUUCUGUGUACCAGGUUUUGCCUAAAUCAUGUGCAGAUGGUUCUUUAAAAAAAAAAAGAAAAAGAAAAUGUGUGCAUUUGUAUAAUGGCCAGAACUUUGUUGUGUGACAGUAUUAGCACUGCCUCAGUUAAAGGUUUAAUUUUUGUUUAAACCUAGAAGUGCGACAACAGUUUUACCACAGUCUGCACUUGCAGAGGAAAAGAAAUUUUUCAACCACGUUUGUUUUUUUGCCUACCUCAUUAUUUGUAAUGCAUUAAGAGGUGGUUUAGUUUCUAUGUUUUUUGGAGGAAAACAUUAAUGUUUAAUUUAAUCUUAAUACCAAAACUAUCAGAUUGAAGUUUUGACUGUUAAUUUUGUCACAGGUUUCAGUAGGCACAAGAGAAAUUGUCCCUGAAGAUGGGAAAUAGCCAUAUGGCUUCAUCGUGCUGACAGAUGCAAUCUGUUUUCUAAGUUCAGAGAGCAGAAUGCUUUGUUUUCACCAGAUGCACCAUUAGUGGUUGAUGGGCAACUAUGGCCUACAACAUAAGAGGCCUCAUUGUUCUCAAUUCGGGGUUUGGUAGCAGACGGAUGGUCAUGUUAGAAUAGUCACACAAACUGUUCAGUGUUGCAGGAACCUUUUCUUGGGGUGGGGGAGGGGUGGUGUUUCCCUUUUCUAAAAAUGCAAUGCACUAAAACUAUUUUAAGAAUGUAGUUAAUACUGCUUAUUCAUAAGAUGGCAUCUUCCUGUGUUUUAGUUGUAAUAUCAAAGCCCUGGCUUUUCUCCUCUCACUUGCUCUCUUGUUCUCUCUCUGUUUUUUAAACCAGUUUUACUUUAUGAAUAUGUUCAUGACAUUUGUAAUAAAUGUCUUGGGUAAUAA
This is a messenger RNA of Odobenus rosmarus divergens (Pacific walrus), 5706 nucleotides long. It is a transcript of the gene MAP4K4, whose product is annotated as mitogen-activated protein kinase kinase kinase kinase 4. Lineage: Eukaryota; Metazoa; Chordata; Mammalia; Carnivora; Odobenidae. The transcript has 31 exons. Gene Ontology annotation, biological process: protein phosphorylation. Gene Ontology annotation, molecular function: ATP binding; protein kinase activity. The record is from RefSeq and is a predicted model, not a curated record. Bases 328 to 4140 code for a protein of 1270 amino acids.